Molecule: messenger RNA, 1254 nt
Organism: Hibiscus syriacus
Lineage: Eukaryota; Viridiplantae; Streptophyta; Magnoliopsida; Malvales; Malvaceae
Product: teosinte glume architecture 1-like
Exons: 2
Coding region: 290-1108 (272 amino acids)
Cellular component (GO): nucleus
Molecular function (GO): DNA binding
Source: RefSeq, a predicted model, not a curated record
CCAAUCAAUCCCCUCCUCUAUUUCUUCUUCAAAUAAACCAAACAAGUAAAAAAAAAACUUGUAAUCUUAACUAUUUUGAUUUUUCAUCGUUUGUUUUCAAACAACGUUUUCAAUAGGCGUUUGAAUCUGUGCUGUUGUGUUGAUUAAGGUGAUGGGAUUGAAGACCAAGAAAUAAAUUAAAGCUGAUAUGUUCUCAGCCGUGUUAGCAGGGUUAAAUUGAGUCGCCAUUGUUGGAUUUGAGAGCUUGGGUCAUUUUUGAAGCUACUGUAAGGGUCUUGAGCUGCCAUUGAUGGAAUCAGCACCGUCGUUUAAGAGGGCUCGGCCGCCCGGGAGUGGAAACCAAGUACCGUCGUGCUCCGUCGAUGGUUGCACGGCGGAUCUCAGCAAAUGCAGGGACUACCAUCGACGCCAUAAAGUAUGUGAACUCCAUUCCAAAACCCCUAGAGUUUCGAUUAGGGGUCAAGAGCAACGAUUUUGCCAGCAGUGCAGCAGGUUUCAUUCCUUGUCGGAGUUCGAUGAAGGGAAACGGAGCUGCCGGAAGCGUCUCGACGGACACAACCGACGUCGGAGAAAGCCUCAACCCGAUGCGCUAUCGGUAAAUUCCGUUAGGUUUAUUCCAAAUCACCCUGCUACUAGAUAUGUACCAUUCAGUAGUCCCCAAAUGUUUUCGUCUACAUUCAUGAACGAUUCUUCGACCGGGGUGAUAAAAUUCGAAUCCGAUAUAAGUUCAUCGUUAAACUUUGGCAACCAAAAUAGCUCGAUCGUCGGAGAACCAUUCUCGUUCUUACACGGUACUAAUUUGUCACUCCCUGGAGUGUCUGUUUGUCAACCACUUGUCAAUACCAAUCCUUCAUCAAGCAAUGGUGGUAGCAGCCGGAAAAUGUUCUCGAAUGCAUUAAAUCGAGCCUUCGAGUCCAACCAUGCUCUCUCUCUUCUGUCAUCGGAACCGGCUGAGAAUCGGGAGAUUACUUCGAGCUCCAUGGUGCAGUCAGGCACACCUCCAUCCUUGAUACCAAGCUUGCAAUAUAAGGAUGAGCAAGCAGGAACCGAGCAUUCAGGGUCAUCCGCAAGUGGCACUCAACACACACUUUCCUUCUCAUGGGAGUAAAAAUAUACUAUGAAAUUCCAAUCUCCCUUCCAAUCAGAAUGUUUUGUUGCUAAAGCAGAGGCAUUUCCUUUUUGGAAUAAUUAUGUAGCCCUUGUGUAAGUGAGUUCCCAAUGAUUUUUGAACCUUUUGAUUAAGGUGUAAAUGAA